AUGGUCGUGGCCGCGGACAAGAAUGUGCGGAUCUCCGCAGUACCGCCUGGCCCGCGGCUCCUGCACUUCCUCCGGGAGCAUCGGGCGCAGGGCAAGCAGGUCGUUGCAUUGGAGCAGACCUCCAACAGCGAGAUCUUGCAGGCCGGUACGGAGCUGCCCAAGCACUUCGUCCUUCUCUUGGGCAGUGAGCAGGAAGGCCUCCCAGCCUGGCUACUUCAAAGCGGGCUCAUCGACCGUUUCGUGGAGCUUCCUCUGCGAGGGCAAACGGGAUCGCUCAACGUGCACGUUGCGGCUGCUAUGCUGCUGUGGCACUACCGCCUUCAGCACUGA
This is a messenger RNA of Symbiodinium natans, 330 nucleotides long. The record is from the annotation of a GenBank genome assembly. NCBI's taxonomy places the organism in Eukaryota, Dinophyceae, Suessiales, Symbiodiniaceae.